GGAUCAACCAUUGGUCAUAUGGGUGAUGAAAUCGUUGGAUGUGUUCAUAGUAUUGAGAUUGUUGUGAAUGGCGUUAGUGUGGCUCAAAAUUUUUACGUAACUCGAAUUGACCUCCAAUCUAUUGCUUGGAAUGCCGU
This is a messenger RNA of Dentiscutata erythropus, 137 nucleotides long. The record is from the annotation of a GenBank genome assembly. Lineage: Eukaryota; Fungi; Glomeromycota; Glomeromycetes; Diversisporales; Gigasporaceae.